AUGGAGCGAAUGGAGCGCAGCUGGAAUGUCUCGGGUGUGCAAGAAGGUGGCCUGGCUUUAGCUCAAGUACUAUUUUUUUAUGUGAAAUACCUGGUUCUAUAUGGUGUUCCUGCCCUCCUCCUUCAAAUGGAUGGACUCAAACCUCCAGCUCUGCCUUGCUGUGUGAGCCUGAUGCACAGUUUCACUAAAAUGUGGAGGAGUUUUGAUGUUGGGCUGCAUCGCUUUCUGGUCAGGUACAUUUAUAUUCCGAUGGGAGGAUCUCAGUCCAGUCUGCUGGGAACACUCUUUUCCACAGCCCUCACUUUUGCCUUUGUGAGCUAUUGGCAUGGAGGACAGAGUUACCUCUGGUACUGGGGUGCACUUAACUGUCUUGGAGUCAUUGUGGAAAAUGGCGUCAAGAGGAUACUUUCUAUUUCAUUUAUUCAAGAUUUAAUU
Messenger RNA from Apaloderma vittatum (bar-tailed trogon), 435 nucleotides. Its product is annotated as protein-cysteine N-palmitoyltransferase HHAT-like. Gene Ontology annotation, cellular component: endoplasmic reticulum. The transcript is spliced from 4 exons. The annotation marks the transcript as partial. The record is from RefSeq and is a predicted model, not a curated record. Gene Ontology annotation, molecular function: palmitoyltransferase activity. Lineage: Eukaryota; Metazoa; Chordata; Aves; Trogoniformes; Trogonidae. Gene Ontology annotation, biological process: protein palmitoylation.